GAUUACGUGUCUUGAUCCUCGCCCGACGACUCGCCCAACCAGGAAGGAAGGGGCAAGGAAGCACAUCGGGUGUAUGUGAGAGGGUGAAGCCUCGAACAUUUGCCCUGGGCUGUCGUGGUCUUGUUCUGCUCAUUGACAGUCGAGAGUUUUAGAGAAGUGACGCGAAGGAAAGGACCUCCAGCGUUGCUCUUCAUGGCAGCCAGCACACCACUUCCAUGUGAGGGUGAAGCCUCGAACAUUUGCCCUGGGCUGUGGUGGUCUUGUUCUGCUCAUUGACAGUCGAGAGUUUUAGAGAAGUGACGCGAAGGAAAGGACCUCCAGCGUUGCUCUUCAUGGCAGCCAGCACACCACUUCCAUGUGAGGGUGAGCUCGAGCCCCAUCGGAGCUAAUAUAUAUCAAAUAUUUGAGUUUCCAUAUUCACCGGCAGAGCUGUAAUCUUGUACACUCAGUUUGGUCACUAGUGCACAUCGAACACCUCUCUACUCUCUCAGUUCGAAUUCGCAAAAGAGUGCAAGAAGUCUUAAGUUUUCUUUGGGUGAGCUGGUCCUGCGGAUCGAGGAGGGGGCCUCCUGUAGUCCCGGUCACGUUUCGCUCACGCAUGUAAAGCAGCAAACGGUUCUUCCUCUGUGAGAGAGAGAGUGGAGGAGAGAAUGGAAAGUGCAGGUGCGUCCAUCGUCAGGGAUCCUGCUGAACUUGCGACAGGGGGGAUGGACUCCGCAGACGAGGAACUGAAGCUUCCUUCCGCUGUUCAGGACCUUAUACGGAAGCUGGAUAACAAAACCGAGCCUUUACGGUGGCUUCCCACAUUAACCUAUCCACAAUUUCAGGAUUUUUUUCCGCAGCGUGCAUUGCUUUCGACUAUCACAGGGUGGCAAAGCCAAGUUCGCCUUCGAGUGCUGGAGGCAAUCGGCAGCUGCAACACCCUUCAAUAUCUGGACGUUCAGGAUAUUUUUAGCGGAGAUAUUUCGAGGCUAACGGCUAACGAGUGGGAGGUACUUCUGAGGGGUUUUAGCUGUAGCACCCAUCUACGAGUGAUAAGAGUUGAAAGAUUGACAUGGACCUCACUUGCGGAAUUGGAGAGCUUGUGUUUACAGCUGGGGGGAAUUCUGAGAACCUCUAGUGUAACAGAUAUGAGAAUUGGCGAUUGCAGAUUGAGUGAUAGAUGUUUCUUGAAUCUCGCAUCAGGACUGGAAGGAAAUUACCAGUCUAAACUCAAGACUUUAGAACUAUGUAAUGCAUGGAAGGACUCGAGUGCGAUGAAGCAUAUGGCUGACAUGAUCAAGAGUGCUACUCGAUUAGAAACUUUGGAAAUAGGGGGUUCAUGGGAGCGCAUGUACGACAUGGAUGAGGAGGCCGCUAGAAUCCUGUCGCAGGCUUUAAUCCAGAGCUCAUCCUUGAGAAAAUUGGUUCUAAGGGAGGUGAAGGGCGCAGCGUCGGCCUUCUUGCUGAAGGCCUUCAGCAAGAAGGCAUUGGAUGGAGAUGGCGGCAAUCAAGCUAUUCAAUGUCUUCAUCUAAUUUCUGUGUUUGGACUCGGAGACUCUUUACGAGAACUUCUGAGCUCCAACCCAUACUUGGAGGAAGUGGUGUUGGCAGCCAUCGACAUGCAUCCCGAAGAAUGGAGCCGACUGGGCCAAGCCAUACGCGAGAAUGCUACAGCAAAAUCUAUUCGCGUAACCCAUUUCAUGCGUCAGAAAGAUGACUUGAAGGGAGUAGAAGAGCUUGUGUGUGCUGCUAGCUCAGAUGAUAAGGACCCCAAAGUGGAGCUGAAUAUCACAUUUUACGAUUACGAUGCAUUGAUCUCAGCACUCAACUUUGUGGGUGAGGUAUUGCGCGGAGAAAUCAGGUCUCUAGAAUCUUUGAUUCUAUAUUUCAAUUGUUCUUGCCCUCCAGGCAGCAACGAAAAUAGAAUGCCAAGUAUCGUCCCAAUGGAUGAAAAUCUUAGAGACACUACAGUCCUGAAGAGACUGAAAUUAUUUAUUCAAAGGAAAGAUACUUUGAAGGGAGUAUGGAAGUACCUGCUUGUGUGCUUGCGAAAUAACACAAGUCUCACUCAAUUGGAUUUGUCUGACUCUGAACUCGAUGACGAGGCGUUCAGAGACCUGAUGGGGCUACUUCAAAAGAACUUGACUCUCCGGGCGAUAGAAGUCUCAGGAACCUCAUGGCAAACGGACGGAAAGGCGGCGCUGAUUCAACAGGCCCUCGAGCAGAACCGGAAGCGGGCAGAAUACAUGGCCGUGUUCCCCAAGCGACCUUACAUUUCGGAUGAUGUUAACAUAUUCUAUAGGAUGAGUGCACUUAUGCAUGUCGGGAGAACCUUUAGAUUACACUUGAUGUGUGAGUCGGCGACUAGGGUUCACAUAGUUGAAGAUCAAGAAGGUUUGAAGAUAUGCGUGGAUCUGAAUAAUCACGCGAGGAUUAGCAAUAGUGAUCGUAGGGCAGUUGUACAAACUGGGCAAAGCGAGGAGCUGACACAAGCAUGGUUGAGGAUUCGGAAAAUUCUUGGGGAUAUUAACUAUGCGAAAAUCUUCAAGUUGUAUCAGGUGAAAUACGAGGGAGUAGAAUCAGGUGGCCAUGCAUGGGUGUGCGAGGAGUGCAUGAAAGAAGGUAUUAGAACUCGGAUUUUGUCGGGAAAUUGGAGAUGUUAGAAUGUCAUGAUGCAAAUAACAAGCAUAUGUUUAGACACUCAUGCAAUAUGAUCCUCUGCAAAAUCUUCCUUCAGAGUUUUCACU
This is a messenger RNA of Marchantia polymorpha subsp. ruderalis, 2729 nucleotides long. NCBI's taxonomy places the organism in Eukaryota, Viridiplantae, Streptophyta, Marchantiopsida, Marchantiales, Marchantiaceae. The record is from the annotation of a GenBank genome assembly.